Messenger RNA from Tachysurus vachellii, 3364 nucleotides. RefSeq names its product UDP-Gal:betaGlcNAc beta 1,4- galactosyltransferase, polypeptide 3 (gene b4galt3). Lineage: Eukaryota; Metazoa; Chordata; Actinopteri; Siluriformes; Bagridae. Gene Ontology annotation, biological process: galactosylceramide biosynthetic process; carbohydrate metabolic process. Gene Ontology annotation, molecular function: glycosyltransferase activity. Bases 733 to 1980 code for a protein of 415 amino acids. The transcript is spliced from 8 exons. The record is from RefSeq and is a predicted model, not a curated record.
AAUAGUUGGAACCACUCGUCUCCACAUCAAGGUUAUUUUUGUCCAAUCCAGAUGUGAGCGUGGGAAAUGUACGCAGCUGCAGCACACAUCAGGCCCCAAACUGCCUUUUAAGCAAAUUAAAUCGCUGUGCUUUUUUUUUAAGACGCCUGCUCUCUUGAAGUUUAGGGAUGAAGCAACGCUGCGAGAUGUCUUUCCCAGUGCGCUUUUGAGCUGUGUGUCAGUGAAAGUGGAUCAAACCGAGUUAAUAUAGCUUUAACAUACGGAACAUUACACUAAGAAAGACUUUAUCGACCUGCUUGUGGCAAUAUUUCCUGUUUCUGUGCUGCUGCUUUGUCUCGGGUAUGUGGCACACUGGCUGAGCUGUUGCUCCUCGGUAAUGAAUGAAGGCGCGUCAUUGCGCUGGUUCCUCAACAUGGCCGUCAGCGCGCAGCACUGCGUUAUCACGCUGGACCUGGACUCCUGAUCAGCCACACUUUCACUAGCUAGGAUGUGCGGAACGAAGUCUGUUUGUAUAUGUUUCUGUUCUGUGUCUGCGGUCGAGAUGAUCACCGACAACCGAAAAAUCACAGCACUGGUGAUUCGGCGUCGGAUGAAGGCCGGUACUGGAGCCUCGGGCUGGAUUUGAGAUUUGGUGCUAAAAGAGUUUGUGCAGGGUGUACAAUGUUUUGUUGCAUGCCAGAGGAAGAGGAGGCUGAGCACUCUGACUAGUGUGGAUGAGAGCACAGUGCCGUGAUGCUGUGCUGUGGCAGAGCUCUGGACUCUCCCUGUACUCUUGCUUUGCUGGUGGGCUUCCAGUUUGCAUUUGUGCUCUAUUUCUCUUUGGGAGGCUUCCGUGGCCUUGUCUCUGUGUUGGUGCACUCCUCAGAACCUGAGUUUGACUACUCUCGACCGCAUGACGUUUACACAAACCUUAGCCAGCUCGGUGCCCUGCUGCCCCCUCACACUAGUGGAGCUGAGCAGCAUCAAAGGGACUGUUUGCUACCAUCACCACUGCUUGUGGGUCCUGUGUUUGUGCACCUGUCCUCCCCUCUUUCCCUGGAGGAGAUAAAAGAGAAGAACCCUCUGGUGACCCCAGGAGGCCAUUACCGUCCUCCGGACUGUAUACCGAAGCACCACACAGCUAUUGUGGUCCCCUACCGGAACCGACAAAGCCACCUGCGAACACUCCUCUACCAUCUGCACCCCUUCCUGCAGCGGCAGCAGAUACACUAUGGCAUCUACAUCGUACACCAGUCAGGAAAUUCAACAUUUAAUCGUGCAAAACUGCUGAACGUGGGAGUGCGGGAAGCUCUGAAGGAGGAGGACUGGAGUUGCAUCUUCCUCCAUGAUGUGGACCUGCUUCCAGAAAAUGACCACAACACCUAUACUUGCCAUACACAGUACCCCACUCACCUCUCUGUGGCUAUGGACAAGUUCAGAUACAGGCUUCCAUAUCCUCAGUACUUUGGUGGAGUUUCUGCAGUCACUCCAGAUCAGUACCUCAAGAUGAAUGGCUUCCCAAACCAGUACUGGGGCUGGGGAGGAGAGGAUGAUGACAUUGCUGCUCGAGUUCGUCUAUCUGGGAUGAAGAUAGUGCGCCCUCCUGUGGCUGUGGGUCAUUAUAAGAUGAUUAAGCAUAAGGGGGACAAGGGUAAUGAGCAGAACCCCAGAAGGUUUGACUUGUUGAAGCACACCAGGUUAAAUUGGAGAUCAGAUGGACUCAACUCGCUCAAUUAUGAGCUUCUGUCCAAAGAGUUAGAGCCGCUGUACACCAAUCUGAGUGUCAAUAUUGGUGAAGACCCUCACCCUCCUCCCAAAAAAUCUGCACUUCCUAAACCUGUUUCUUAUCCUGCAGAAAUAUCCAAAGACAAAGACGAUGACAAGGAAACACUAGGAAUGCAGUCCACUCAAGAUACCAAAUUAGAGGAGGGUCACUUAAAAGUAACCAAUAGGAGUUCAGACUUUGGUCAGAAAGCUGCUGUGAAACAGGAAAUUGUUUGAUGACAUAGCAUGUUAUGGCAUGUGACAUAGAUGUCCAUAAAGCAGUGACACUACAAGUGGAUUUCAAGUUGACUUGUACUGUGCCAGUUUGCAUUGUUUCCUCUCUAAUAUCACUGAGUAUUGCACUGAGAGGUGAGCUUGCAGGUAAGUUGAAUUAUUGCACUGAAUGUCUGCACUGGCAUGGUAUCAUUUGCACAGACCUCCGCUGUACCAUUUCCUGGUGAUCUCCUUGCCACGAAACUCGCGGCGCAUGAACAGAGCUAAGCAUUAAUGAAAAUGAUGUGCUCGUGUGUAAUUGUGCUGUAAAGACACUUGCACCAGUGCUAGUCCUGUGUGCUUAUCCAACCAGCCUGCGGUUAACUGCUAAUCUUCACACUAAUGUGUGGGUUCUGUCUCUUUGUGCCUUUUCUCGCUCUUGAACCAGCUUCUGUCCGCAUCUUAUUACAUAUGUUCAUAAUCUAAAAGACAUGCAUAUUAGUGCACACUUAUGUAUCAGAGUAAUAGGCUUCUAAAUGCUCUGAAAUGCUGCGGCUCCUGUUUCUCAUCACCAUACAGCUUAGUGGUCUUGUGCUUGGACAUACUGUUAGCACUGUGUACUAGAUUUGAUCUUGCUAUGAAAAUGUGCAGCUCAUUGUGUUUCCACAGGUUUUGUGUUUUUCUUUCAGAAAUGUCUAAAAGUACUUUUUCAGCUGGUCAAAUAACAUUUCUAAGUUUCAAAUAGAAUAAUUGGAUAUGCAUUAUUGAGAGAUGACUUUUUUUGGUUAGACAAUCAUAAGGAUAAGCUAUAUAGCUGACACAUCAAUCAGUUAAAUUACUGUCUUUAAAAGUUUGUUUUUGAUCAUUAUAAAUUAUAAUAGUUAGACUUGAAGAUAUUCUUCAGUAGAUUUGUUCAAAUGUGUUAUUACAAUAUGAUUAUGAUUUAUUGCAGGUCUCAUGGAACGUGUUGCUGCAUAUAAUAUAUAUAAUGAUCGCUAUAAUUUUUGUAAAUAAGCUAUAAUUAUUCUACAAAAAAAAAACCCUGCAUACAUUUGCUAUAUGUAAAAGAUGAUUCUUUUUUUUUUUUUUUUUUUUAAAUUGGCCAAGUAUCUGGAUAAAUAUGAAGUUUAAUUCAUUAUUGAACCCUAACACUGCUGUUAAUAGUGGCUAUUGUAAAUGAGUUGUCUCCUCAGAGAUGGUAUUGAGCACAUUUUCUGUUUUUUUGUGUAUCAGGCAAUAUCAGAAAGUGAUCAUUUGAAUGUACUUUAUUCCAGUGCUCACUCACUCGCUCUCGAUCUCUCUUGCGCUCUCUCUCUCUCUCUCUUUCCUCUUUCCUCAAUCUCCCAUUUGAAGCUGCCAGGUUUUUGUUGUGUGUAGAGGACUAUAAAGUAUUACAAACAAAGACCUA